Messenger RNA from Balearica regulorum gibbericeps (East African grey crowned-crane), 3378 nucleotides. NCBI's taxonomy places the organism in Eukaryota, Metazoa, Chordata, Aves, Gruiformes, Gruidae. The record is from RefSeq and is a predicted model, not a curated record.
AUGGCUUCCGCCUGGGAGAGGAAACAUCAGCGCUCAGAGCUGGAGGAAGCGGCAACUUUCGUCCCCAGGCUCCUCGCCGAGUGUGCCCCCGUGAGCCGCGUUCCCAUUCAGAAUAUCGUCGGAGUGCUGCUCUUUGCGGAUAUUUCAGGUUUCACUGCUCUGACAGAGAAAUUCAUCCGGAGGAGCGGCACAGCCAGAGGCACUGAUGAGCUGGUGCAAACCCUCAAUUACUACCUGCGUGACGUUUUGGAGGAGAUGCUGAUUUUUGGAGGAGACAUCUUGAAGUUUGCCGGGGAUGCUGUGCUGGUGCUGUGGAGAACACAACCCCAGGAGCUGGCUAAGACCAUCAGCCUGGUGCUGCAAUGUAGCCAGCAGAUCCAGGCGAAGUACGGCGGUCGCGACACGCACGUGGGUCAGAAGAUGCGACUGAAGAUAGAAAACCAGCUGCGACCUGCCUGCAUGUACACGGAGCAGGCAGUGAUCAAACCCGCUGUUUUGCUGGGUUUCUGGGGCAGGCAGCUGGGGAUCUCUGCAGGGCCCAUGAGCCUCCUGCUUGUCGGAGACAGGAGGCAGAAGUACUUCUUUAUCUGUGGCAAGGUCCUGUCUGAAGUUUGUGAGGCCGAACGGCUUGCGAAUGCAGGUGAAGUUAUCCUCUCGGCCCCCUCCUGGGAGCUCUGCGAGCAGCGCCGGCUCAGGACCCAGCGUCUUGCAGGCCAAAGAGCCGUGAAGGUUAUGGGCAUGGUUCAGAUGUCUCGGUCAGAAUGCCAAGAAAUUUUACGCAAGCUUGUACAACAGCCGGUGAGCCACGGCUUGGAAAAGGAAGGUGCCAUGAGGCCGGCUUUUUUCCGCUCUCAUCCUAACGUGGAGGAGGUGCCUAGGGAGUACGUACCAGAAACUGCUCUCCGGAAGUUUGAUGACAGAGCGCCGCUGGACCUCUUCUCUGAGCUACGGCCAGUCACCAGCCUCUUGGUCCAACUGCGGGUUGCUGCGGAUAUGGACACAGAGGCUCUCCACACAAUCCUCAACAACGCCACCAGGAUGAUGCUAGAAGUCCUCCGUCCUCACGAGGGCAAAAUCAACAAAAUCCUCCUGUUUGAUAAAGGCUGCAUGUUCCUCUGUGUGUUUGGACUCAGUGGAGAAAAGCUCCUCUACGAGAGUAUUCACGCCUUGCAGAGUGCUAUUCAGAUCUUCAACUCCUGCUCCACCCUGCUCGGGGAAAAAGAGGCAGUGUCUGUCGCAGUUACCGGCGGGACGGUGUUCUGUGGAGUCAUUGGCCACCCUGGCAGGCAUGAAUACACAGUCAUUGGCCAGAAGGUGAAUUUGGCAGCCCGGAUGAUGGUGCAGUACCCCGGGCUGGUGUGUUGUGACGCAGUGACCUACGCCGCCUCUCAGCUGCCCCCUUACUGCUUCAAGGAGCUGCCAGCGAGAGAGAUGAAAGGCAUUAGCUCUCCUGACACUAUCUAUCAAUACAUGGGGAUUGCCAAGAGGAGCAUGUUUGGCAUGGGUCUUGCCAAGGAGAGGUCGGAGUACGUCCCCUUGCUGGGUCGGGAGAAGGAGCUUGACCUCUUUGCCAGCUGCUUGAAAGCCUAUAAGGAUUUAGGACGAAGGCACGUCCUGGCAUUUGAAGGCACGAUGGGCUCCGGCAAGAGCCACUUACUUACUGAACUGGCCUAUUUAGGCCAGGCUGCUGGCCACAGGGUAGUUGCCGUGGAACUGCUAGAGCUCGACAUGAGGCAGUCCUUCUCUGCCCUCUGUGCGCUGAUGGCCAGGGCCCUGGGCCUCCAGGAGUGCGAAUCGUGCAGUGCCAGGCAGCGCGAGCUGCAGACAAAGCUCCGAGGGACAAUCGAAGAGAGCGGCUAUUGCCUCCUCAAUGACGUUUUCCUUGUCAAGUUUCCCGUUUCGGACAAGGUUCGCAAGAUGCGUGAAACUCAAAGAAAAAGGGAAUUGCGUUCGGCUUGGGCAAAAGUGCUAGAGAAGGCCAUCGGAAGCGACUUUGGCAUAUUUGUCAUCGACAACGCCCAUUUCAUCGACCCUGCCUCCUGGAGCAUCAUGUCACCCGUGCUCCAAAAUGUCUCCUUCUUCAUGGUCACGAGCCUAGCUCCGGGCUAUGCGAGAACAGAGAGUUUUUGCAAAGCUGCAGCAGCCAACACGACGUCCCAGAAAAUCACCUAUCUUCAUCUGGAUGAGCUGAAACCUUCAGCUGUGGUGCAGAAAGUCUGCCAGGACCUUGGAGUGGUCAGCAUCCCCAGGGAUUUAGCGAGGUUCCUGCUCCAAAGAAGCUCGGGGAUCCCAUAUUACUGUGAGGAGCUGCUGCGCUGCCUUCGUUGCAACGACACGCUCUUGUUCCGCACCCGGAGGCCGGGUGAAAAAGCAGAGGACGACUGGGAGAGCCUCGUCGCUGCUGCAGUCGAGAUUUCAGCCCUGGCAGCAACCUCGAGCUCCAGCGCCGGGAAUGAUGGCGGGGUCUGCAUCAUCAUCAGACCAGAUGUGAACCUGGAGAACACCGUGCUGCCCGCCGCCUUGAAAGAGAUUGCGCUGGCUCAGCUGGACCAGAUAAAGCCGCUGAAGCAGACGGUUUUGAAGUUUGCAGCUGUCAUCGGGCUGGUAUUUACCACCCAGCUGCUGUCGCACAUCCUUCCCACUGACAUCAGGCACAAGAUGAAUUUCUUGUUGGACAUGCUGGUGAGCGACAACAUCCUUAAGUGGCUGAAAAGCACAGAGGUGCCAGAAGAUGUCCAAGAUGCUACCGAGGGGCCAGCCAGUUCUCCGCAGGCAGGGCGCGGUGUGAAGAGGUCCUCUUGGAGCAAGAAGACGGUGGAGCGGCAAUCUGGCGUUCUGGUCUUCUGUGUCCCGCUGCUGCGGGAGGCUGCCUACGAGCUGUGGCUCGAGAGACAGCGGGUCGCCUUGCACCGUAAGUGCGCCGCCUUCCUGGAACGGCACGCGCACAAAUGCAAGAGCUGCAGCCAAGGCGACUUUGUUGACUUUCACCGCUUCGCCGUCACCGACACCCAGGAUGGAAGGAGCUGUCAGGGUCCUGCUGACCAGGACGACUCACGCAGCUGGGAGGCCUUGAGCGACCAGACGACUGAGCUGCCCAGCGAGACUGAGGGGAAGGACAACGGCACGUGCUCGUGCAAAUGCAAAGCCAUCGUGGAAUCGGUGCUUGUGCCUUUGGCGCGCCACUACGUGGCGAUGGGCGAUGCUGCCAGGGCCUUUUACUACCUUGUGGAGUGUGCGGCUGCCUACCUGCGCGUCUCCAACAGCUACAUGGCCCUCGUGAAGCUGAACGAAGCGGAGGUCCUGAGGAACUCAGUAGAGAAGAAAGCGAAUGCGAUAGCCCGCUUUGAUGAGGCCACCUUCUUCAGCCUCAAAGGGGAG